GCUGCAUUUUUAUCUUCAUACUAUAUAUUUUCUUUGGGAGUUGGUGAAGAAGAAGAAAGAAACCAAAUAUGAAGCAAAAGGUGGUGUUGAAGGUGGCUAUGAACUGUGAAAAAUGCAGGAGUGAGGCCCUUCAAGUGGCUGCAGGACAAGCAGGGGUAGACUCUGUUGCAUUGGAUGGUAAGGAGAAAGAGAAAGUGGUGGUGAUUGGAGAUUUUGAUGCAGUCAAGUUGACAAAUAAUUUGAGGAAGAAAGUUGGAGCUACUGAAAUUCUCACUUUGGGGAAGCACAACUAAUUUAAGGAAGAAGGUUGGAGCUACUGAAAUUCUCAAUCUAGGAAACAGGACUGAAGAAAAAGUAUAUGCUAUAUUUCUUAUCACACUUUAUUUAAUUUAUCUAGUCGUGUUUUAUUUAGUGUAAGAUUAGGUGGGCGGUGCAUUUAUCUGAGGUUAGUGUAAAAAUAAUGGCGACAGUGAGAUUAGAUACUGUAACGAUAUGAGACAAAAAGUAAGUUAAACGCACCGCACUGUCCAUCUAAACCCAUACUUAAUAUUGAUAUGUUCAGCUUAUUUUCCAAAAAUAUAUACUUAAUAAGAAAAUAUUUAAAAAAAAUUAGAUUUGGGUAAAGAAAUUUGGAUCACAAUAGACAAUUAUAAUGUGUAAUAUCUUUUGAAAUUAUAAGUAAAAAGAUCUCUCCAA
This is a messenger RNA of Gossypium raimondii (Peruvian cotton), 696 nucleotides long. Its product is annotated as heavy metal-associated isoprenylated plant protein 47. NCBI's taxonomy places the organism in Eukaryota, Viridiplantae, Streptophyta, Magnoliopsida, Malvales, Malvaceae. The transcript has 3 exons. Gene Ontology annotation, molecular function: metal ion binding. Bases 69 to 293 code for a protein of 74 amino acids. The record is from RefSeq and is a predicted model, not a curated record.